Molecule: messenger RNA, 9581 nt
Organism: Salmo salar (Atlantic salmon)
Lineage: Eukaryota; Metazoa; Chordata; Actinopteri; Salmoniformes; Salmonidae
Source: RefSeq, a predicted model, not a curated record
UGAGGGCGGAGGGGAUAGGGUGUGUCUUUUUUAAGUGUUUGGACCGUGAACUAGUGCCCGUAAUGAGUAAUUUUGUCGGAUGUGUAGAAAUCUCAGAAAUUGUCUAUAUUUUCCCGUUUCUUUCUGUCACGUUGUAAAUAUUUUCCACCAAUCCAAACCUGUAAAUAUAGACAAUUCUAUAAAGACCACAAUAUUAUGUAUAUAAACAUCAUUACGGGAUAUGUAUGAAGGGAAAUAUAAAAACAGGCAUUAUCUAUGCUAGCCAUAAAGUUGUAAGGACCCAGCAGUAUAAAUUGAACGCACCCUCGUUCCUGAGGUCUUUCUCCUGUCAAGACGCUAGCGUGAGCGGGUGAAGAAGAUAAGCGCAAGAUGAACGGCAUUAAAUGUUUUAUGUCGGUAAAAGUACAACCCAGAUGGGCUGGCAAUACGUGUUGUAAAGAGCGCGAAUGUGGUUGAGAGGUUGCCCAAGUCACAAGAAGUUUGUAAGACUGAUGCAUCAGCCAACAUUGAAAUGCGUCCAGCAAGCAGUCUAGGAUCGGGAAUUUGGUGUAAUCAAGGAAAAUGGAGGGCAGUUCCAAACUGGCGUCUAGCAUUUGCAUGUUCCCGAAGAGGCUUGCUUCCAACGUUCUGCCCUGUGUGAAGAAGAGAUGGCAAACUCAUACUGAGAAUGAUGGAUGGACGAUGGGUACAUUCUGUUACUAGACUCCAACUCUUCGAUGUCAAAUGAUACUUGGGUAAUGGACAAGAUGGCGUCCAAGUGGUGUGCUUCUAAAACCGUCCGUUGAUGGUGAGUCCUGACAUCUCUGGACGGAGAAGAGUUCCCAGCCAUUUACUUCAUUAGCCAGCUGGUUACUGGAUUUGUACAUUGUGGCAUUAUAUCAACAAGGUGCUGAGCGAUCAACUGAAAUACUGAGAAUGAUGGAUAUAUUCUGUCGUAAGACUCCAACCCAUUGACGACCAAAGGUAUACUUGGAUAAUGGACAAGAUGGCGUCCCAAUGGUGUGCAUCUCAAACUGCAUCUGAUGCGUGCUCCGUCUCCCAGAGAGACUUUCUUCCAGCGUCCUGCCCUGAGGGAUGAGAUGGCAAACUCCUACAGAAAGUGGGAUGGAAGAUGGAUACAUUCUGUUGCAAGGCUCCAACCCCCUUGAUAUUUGGUCCUGCUGGCGGAUGUUAACCUACUGGGCCGUCUUGCUGCCAUUGUGGCAAAGCAAGUUCUGCUGGGUUUGCGACGUUGAGGUAUUCCCCUGCGGAGACUACAGAUGACACCAGGAUCACUUGAGGAUGUUGACAGGACUUGAGGAUGAUGCCGACACUUGUUGAAGAGCUUCAAUCAUGAAAAGACCUGCUCGCCAGGAGGCAUUUCGUUGUGUGGACUGUGUAUCCUUGGCUGUAUUUUGUGCCAAUGACAAAUUAACUUUGAUUUGGUCGCCAAGAGUCAAGUAAUGUUAGUGGUAUUCUUGGUGUUGUCCCUGGACCCCCUCCUACUACAGUUCCCCAAAGUAAAGUAUUUUGACAACUGCUGAUGUAAAAAAAUAAUAAAAAAAAUUGGAUAAUGAAGUUCAAAUUGCCACCAAUAAAGCAAUUUGUGAUUGCAGCAUUUCAGUAAAGAAUGAAUGGUCAUCCUUGUACUAUUUUGUGUGGGGACAUGGUUGUGGGUUGCGCUUACAAAUUGUUAAGUAUAUUUUACCAACAAGGGGGAAUCAGAGGGGUAACAGGUACAAAGGAAUGCAUAUGAAGGUUCCCCCCUCAGUCCAUGUGCCUGCAUCAUCCAAUUUCCUUGUGGGAGCAGUUAAGUGACUGGUGAAGUUACAAAGCUUGUUUUGGCGUGCGUGAAUUUACAUGCUUUGCGUUUCUUAGUGAUCGCUGCUUGAAUCUCAUAAGAUUACUGCUGGAAGGCAGCAAUGCUGUGAUUUAAUUUUUAUUGUAGAAACCACCUACAUUUUAAGAAGUGGCAACAGUUCCUGUUAGAUGUUAACAGAAUUAUCGACAGCGAGAAUGGAUGGUAGUAGUCAAAGAACAAUUGAGGCCUGGACAAAUGUGCUCGACUGUCAAGAACAAUCUCGGUUAAAAUCCCAGACUAGUUGCUUUCAGGUCCACAUGGAAGGGGUGGUCUCGAAAGUGACCUUAAGAAUAUGCAACCAGUUUUAUAUUUUAAUUGAAAGGUUGCCUUCUAAGUGGUUUUUGAGGGAAACGUCUGGACGUUUCACACAGACAAUACAGCUAUACCGAAUGUGUAUUAGGUUCCUACCAGCUUUAAGGAAUAGCCCUUACCACAGACUGGUUUUCACACAAGGUACAGUAGACACUAUUUAAGCAGAGGAUAGAAUGGGCUUGGAUAGCCCUUACCACAGACUGGUUUUCACACAAGGUACAGUAGACACUAUUUAAGCAGAGGAUAGAAUGGGCUUGGAUAGCCUUUACUACAGACUGGUUUUCACACAAGGUACAGUAGACACUAUUUAAGCAGAGGAUAGAAUGGGCUUGGAUAACCCUUACUACAGACUGGUUUUCACACAAGGUACAGUAGACACUAUUUAAGCAGAGGAUAGAAUGGGCUUGGAUAGCCCUUACUACAGACUGGUUUUCACACAAGGUACAGUAGACACUAUUUAAGCAGAGGAUAGAAUGGGCUUGGAUAACCCUUACUACAGACUGGUUUUCACACAAGGUACAGUAGACACUAUUUAAGCAGAGGAUAGAAUGGGCUUGGAUAGCCUUUACUACAGACUGGUUUUCACACAAGGUACAGUAGACACUAUUUAAGCAGAGGAUAGAAUGGGCUUGGAUAACCCUUACUACAGACUGGUUUUCACACAAGGUACAGUAGACACAGUUAUUUAAGCAGAGGAUAGAAUGGGCUUGGAUAGCCUUUACUACAGACUGGUUUUCACACAAGGUACAGUAGACACUAUUUAAGCAGAGGAUAGAAUGGGCUUGGAUAACCCUUACUACAGACUGGUUUUCACACAAGGUACAGUAGACACUAUUUAAGCAGAGGAUAGAAUGGGCUUGGAUAGCCUUUACUACAGACUGGUUUUCACACAAGGUACAGUAGACACAGUUAUUUAAGCAGAGGAUAGAAUGGGCUUGGAUAGCCCUUACCACAGACUGGUUUUCACACAAAGUACAGUAGACACUAUUUAAGCAGAGGAUAGAAUGGGCUUGGAUAGCCCUUACUACAGACUGGUUUUCACACAAGGUACAGUAGACACUUAUUUAAUCAGAGGAUAGAAUGGGCUUGGAUAGCCCUUACUACAGACUGGUUUUCACACAAGGUACAGUAGACACAGUUAUUUAAGCAGAGGAUAGAAUGGGCUUGGAUAGCCCUUACUACAGACUGGUUUUCACACAAGGUACAGUAGACACUAUUUAAUCAGAGGAUAGAAUGGGCUUGGAUAACCCUUACUACAGACUGGUUUUCACACAAGGUACAGUAGACACUAUUUAAGCAGAGGAUAGAAUGGGCUUGGAUAGCCCUUACUACAGACUGGUUUUCACACAAGGUACAGUAGACACUAUUUAAGCAGAGGAUAGAAUGGGCUUGGAUAACCCUUACUACAGACUGGUUUUCACACAAGGUACAGUAGACACUAUUUAAGCAGAGGAUAGAAUGGGCUUGGAUAACCCUUACUACAGACUGGUUUUCACACAAGGUACAGUAGACACUAUUUAAGCAGAGGAUAGAAUGGGCUUGGAUAGCCUUUACUACAGACUGGUUUUCACACAAGGUACAGUAGACACUAUUUAAGCAGAGGAUAGAAUGGGCUUGGAUAACCCUUACUACAGACUGGUUUUCACACAAGGUACAGUAGACACUAUUUAAGCAGAGGAUAGAAUGGGCUUGGAUAGCCCUUACUACAGACUGGUUUUCACACAAGGUACAGUAGACACAGUUAUUUAAUCAGAGGAUAGAAUGGGCUUGGAUAGCCUUUACUACAGACUGGUUUUCACACAAGGUACAGUAGACAGUUAUUUAAUCAGAGGAUAGAAUGGGCUUGGAUAGCCCUUACCACAGACUGGUUUUCACACAAGGUACAGUAGACACUAUUUAAGCAGAGGAUAGAAUGGGCUUGGAUAGCCUUUACUACAGACUGGUUUUCACACAAGGUACAGUAGACACAGUUAUUUAAGCAGAGGAUAGAAUGGGCUUGGAUAGCCCUUACUACAGACUGGUUUUCACACAAGGUACAGUAGACACAGUUAUUUAAGCAGAGGAUAGAAUGGGCUUGGAUAGCCCUUACUACAGACUGGUUUUCACACAAGGUACAGUAGACAGUUAUUUAAUCAGAGGAUAGAAUGGGCUUGGAUAGCCUUUACUACAGACUGGUUUUCACACAAGGUACAGUAGACACAGUUAUUUAAGCAGAGGAUAGAAUGGGCUUGGAUAGCCCUUACUACAGACUGGUUUUCACACAAGGUACAGUAGACAGUUAUUUAAUCAGAGGAUAGAAUGGGCUUGGAUAACCCUUACUACAGACUGGUUUUCACACAAGGUACAGUAGACACUAUUUAAUCAGAGGAUAGAAUGGGCUUGGAUAACCCUUACUACAGACUGGUUUUCACACAAGGUACAGUAGACACAGUUAUUUAAGCAGAGGAUAGAAUGGGCUUGGAUAGCCCUUACUACAGACUGGUUUUCACACAAGGUACAGUAGACAGUUAUUUAAGCAGAGGAUAGAAUGGGCUUGGAUAGCCCUUACUACAGACUGGUUUUCACACAAGGUACAGUAGACACAGUUAUUUAAGCAGAGGAUAGAAUGGGCUUGGAUAGCCCUUACUACAGACUGGUUUUCACACAAGGUACAGUAGACAGUUAUUUAAGCAGAGGAUAGAAUGGGCUUGGAUAGCCCUUACUACAGACUGGUUUUCACACAAGGUACAGUAGACAGUUAUUUAAUCAGAGGAUAGAAUGGGCUUGGAUAGCCUUUACUACAGACUGGUUUUCACACAAGGUACAGUAGACACUAUUUAAGCAGAGGAUAGAAUGGGCUUGGAUAGCCUUUACUACAGACUGGUUUUCACACAAGGUACAGUAGACAGUUAUUUAAGCAGAGGAUAGAAUGGGCUUGGAUAGCCCUUACUACAGACUGGUUUUCACACAAGGUACAGUAGACACUAUUUAAGCAGAGGAUAGAAUGGGCUUGGAUAACCCUUACUACAGACUGGUUUUCACACAAGGUACAGUAGACACUAUUUAAGCAGAGGAUAGAAUGGGCUUGGAUAACCCUUACUACAGACUGGUUUUCACACAAGGUACAGUAGACAGUUAUUUAAGCAGAGGAUAGAAUGGGCUUGGAUAGCCUUUACUACAGACUGGUUUUCACACAAGGUACAGUAGACACUAUUUAAGCAGAGGAUAGAAUGGGCUUGGAUAACCCUUACUACAGACUGGUUUUCACACAAGGUACAGUAGACACUAUUUAAGCAGAGGAUAGAAUGGGCUUGGAUAACCCUUACUACAGACUGGUUUUCACACAAGGUACAGUAGACACUAUUUAAGCAGAGGAUAGAAUGGGUUCGGAGUAAACUACACUGAAAAAGACGAGCAGUCAACUUGGCCCUUUCUUUUGUUUCUGUCAUCUCGGAAGUACGGAAGCUGUUUCCGGUUUCAGGUUCUAUUGUAGCUAGCGUCAUUUACCAGCUAGCUAUGCACAUAACCAGUAUGCGACUUGGCCGGUUUGACGUAAAAGGUUUGUUAGGUACUUAGCUAAUGUCGUAUGGACACCUGUAAACUAUCCCAGUGGAUUCUUUGGAUGACUCCACAACGUUAAGAUACUUAUUUGAUUUGUCAUGUUCUUUCGAUAGCUAACGUUUACGUGGUGGAGGUCUUUGCUAGCUAACUAGGCUAGCCUCAAACUGUCUAAAGAGACCAAGACCAAGAACUGGAAAAGAGACUACACGCAGUUAAAUUUGAAGAUAAAUAUGUUCUGCUUUUCGUUAGAUUGAGGAACUCCAGAAAAACAUUCAUUGUCAAGAGUUGGAAGAUUUGCUUGUUGCGUUCCUCGACUAAACAAUAGUCUUGACCCUGUAAUGUUAGCUGGCCAUGUACUUUAUAAAGAACCUUAACAUAUUAUACAUAAAUGGCUAAGUAUAUUUAUGUGUAGACUAGGCCUACUAAACUAGCCAUUAGCUACAUGUCCGGGUAUUAGGGAUUCUAAACUAUUUCUAUCACUCCUAAACCAAAGGUAAUCAUUUGGUAUGGUUUAUUUGUUUGACGUUAGCAUUAAGCCCUCACUGUUAUAAGAGCAACAUUAGGUAAAGCAAGGUGAAAGUCUUGGGGACGACAUGUAGCUAGUGAGUAUCCUCAUUGGAAUUUUCCGUUGGGCGUUAGUGUUGUGCUUUGUAGGAACAGUGGUUGGUUUCAAUUUAACACCAACAGGUGUGACUUGUCCUGUGGUUCACACUUUGCCACUUAUCAUUCCCAGUGAUCUCACGGCAAGGAGAGUUAAUUUGACUCAUUCAUCUAAUGUACAAUAGCUAGGCUAUAGUCUAACAAAACCUCCAACAAAAUCCUAAAACGGAAAGAAAUUAUAUAUCAAGUUUAACCCAUUAUUGCGUUCUCAAUAACUCGUCAUUGCAGUCUCUAAGUCCUUUAGUCUAAAAUCCAGACAUAAUUAAGGGCGCCGAACUAAGGGAGCUGACAUGACAGCUGUAGUAGGAAGAGUUUGGGGGUGGGUGCGUCCAGCUAUCUCCUACCGGCCCUGGGGCAGCAAAGAAGGACCUGACAAAACCAUGAGGGACAAGCCAGUGACGGACGAGCAGCAGGCGAGAGGCAGCUGGGGCUUGGGGGGGUUAACAACCUGGGUUUGGGGAGCCGGACAGAAAAGACAAACCAGUGAACAAACAUUGAUUGACGAGUACUUGGAAGCAAGUGAGGAGAAAAUCCAGUCCAGGGAAAUUGAAGCGCUGGGUGCGAGAAAGCAGGAGGCUGAGGGGAAAGCAGAACAUGGUGACUCCAGAUGGUGGAAUAAGGUUCUGUCAUCCUCACACUUAUUCUGGCCUAGAACAGCUGAUCCUGGUGGCCUAAGUCAGAAGAAAUGUGUCGGUGGAGGAUGGGACUCGGACAACGAUGGGGACUAUUCUGACUAUGGAACCCCUCCACCAUCUCCCACACCGAGCUCCUCAUCAGCCUUCCGGUUCUUUGCACUCGCCUGGAAUGGGGAGAUAGUUCCGGAACACUAUGAGAUCUGCUUCAACCUCCUUCGCCACCUGUUUGACCUGUUGGUGGUGGGCUUCCUGUGGACUGUGUCCCCCCCUGCCAAGUUGGUCCUUGAGGUUCUAGGGGUCCAAGGAGGACUGAAGUUGUGGCUUCAUGGAAUGGCCAUGUUUUCUGUCUCUACUGUUGGAAUGGCGGGACUGCUUUGGUUGGUCCAAGAGUAUCUUCUACAAUUUGCUCUGUUGUAUGGCAUCGUGCAAGCACUGGUCAUCUCUGUCAGCAUCCAGCAGAGUGUGAUCCUAGGAGAGGGUGAUGAGGAGGUGGAGGACGUGGAAGUGAGAGACGAUGGGGAAGUUACAGAGAUGUACCUGACUACAAAAAGGAAAGAUGAUCCUUGAGUGAAAGUUUGUUUUGACAAUCAUCUGACAUGGAGGGAAGUUGGAGGGAAGAGGGAUAUUUUGAAAGCCUGACAUGCAGGGAUUGAGGGAAGUUGUUUCCAGAGCCUACCAAUGCAAAGACAGACGCAUGAAGAGAGCUGAGCCCAGCUGACACUGCAAUGAGGAACGGCAGAGGCUGGAGGACUUUAGGCUUAUACUUCACCUCACUACUGUGAUAUUCAGUGGCGCUGAAGCAAAGCACAUCCACUACAAUCUUGGUCAUGUAGGUCCAGUGAUACCACUGUUGUCGCCUGGGGCCCAGUGAUACCACUGUCGUCGCCUGGGGCCCAGUGAUACCACUGUCGUCGCCUGGGGCCCAGUGAUACCACUGUCGUCGCCUGGGGCCCAGUGAUACCACUGUCGUCGCCUGGGGCCCAGUGAUACCACUGUCGUCGCCUGGGGCCCAGUGAUACCACUGUCGUCGCCUGGGGCCCAGUGAUACCACUGUCGUCGCCUGGGGCCCAGUGAUACCACUGUCGUCGCCUGGGGCCCAGUGAUACCACUGUCGUCGCCUGGGGCCCAGUGAUACCACUGUCGUCGCCUGGGGCCCAGUGAUACCACUGUCGUCGCCUGGGGCCCAGUUCUAUUGUUACAGAAUCCGGUUUCCCUCUAGUUAGGCUCUUUUAUAUUCAUUUUGUUUUGUUCAGAUGAACUUCUGAAUAUCUACUUGACAGAUACCAGCACCUUUUUUUCCCCCCAGGUUUCUUUCAAAGCUUAUUCCAAGCAGAUUGUUGUGUUGCUGUUAGUUUUGGGACAUAAGGUUUAUUUGCCUUGUAUUUCAUUUCCUGUGCCUUUAAUAAUUUCAUGUGUAGUAGUAUGCCUUAGUAUAUUAUCCCUGUCUUUCUCCAUCAUAAUCAUAGUGUUAUUUUCAUUGUAAGUAAACUACACAUUAAACAUGUAUUUAUCUGUCUUAUCACACGUAUGUUCCUGUUUUGAAAGGUACGCUACAGCCUUAAAACACAACUGUUUAAAAAAAAAUAUAUAUAUAUAUAUGUAAGAUAUAUAUAUAUAUCUUACAAUUGUCCAGUAGCAAGUUUUUGCACAAUCACAUACAACCAACAGUGAUGCUCAGGAACACUAAUUCUACCUGCAAGAUUUUGUCUCUCAGCAUGUCACAAUCUACAGUAUGCAUGUGUAAGAAGAGGGUUCUCACCAGUGGAGGCUGGUGGGAGGAGCUGUAGGAGGACAGGCUCAUUCAAAUGGAACAUAUAGAAACCACGUUUGACUCCAUUCCACAAUUCCAUUUCAGCCAUUACAAUGAGCCCGUCCUCCUAGAGCUCCUCCCACCAGCCUCCACUGGUUCUCACCCACAAUGCCCCUGUAUUAUAUAAGCUUUGAAGAACAUUUCUAGUUUCUACAAUGGCCUUUUCCAGAUAUUUUUGUAUUUGUAGCAAAACAUACAGCUAUCACAACUUCACAGGGAUGCAGAAAGUUCUGAUAUACUCAUUGUGUACUGAUAAUGGGACCUUUAAACAGUGAUGCCACAUCGGUGAUUCCUCUCUGCCUUUUAUCUCGUGUGUUUUAGUGUCACGUUUUGACUUGUUACUCCACGUGUUGUUUAUAAAGAAAGAUGUCUUGUAAUGAGAGUGUGCAAAUGCCCCCCCCCCAAGACAAGUGGAUCACUGUCGAAACAGUGAUAAGGCAGCAACACUACAACAUUCAGUUGAUCAAACGUUGCAGAUAGAAAUGUGACAAAUAGAACUGCCAUGACUCCUUGUUCUACGUUUCAGAGAGGCAUGUUUGUUCUACAUGUAUUUCUAUCGUAAAGUUCCACAACGGGGUCAUUCUGAAUCCAUGUCGUGUUUUGUAAGGGAAUGGAUGUGUAAUGUAUACAAGGUGUUGAGAAAAUAAACUUCGGACCUGAUACUGUCCUUCUAGAUGUCUAUACCCAUUGCUGUACUGUACACUGACUCAGCCUGAAAUAUUUCCACUGGGUAAAUAAAUAAAGAUGUGGCAUUUUUUUUAAAAUGUUGCAUCGCUGAAUCUGA